CAGUACGUACAUUCGAUACAUAGAUCCAGUGCCGGUGAUCUAUCAAACCGGCACGCACAUACGGUGACAGUGCUUCAGAGACAUAUCAUCAGAAAUGGAGCCUCUCAGAGACCAUGGUGCGAGCCGCUUGCUGGUCGCCGCCGUGGUGCUGCUGUGGCUGAGCGGCGCGGCUCGGGGCCAGCUGAGCGACGACUUCUACGACGACAGCUGCCCGAAGCUGGAGAGCAUCGUGCAGGCGCGCGUGGCCGCCGCGAUGAAGGCCGAGAUACGGAUGGGCGCCUCCCUGCUCCGGCUCCACUUCCACGACUGCUUCGUCAACGGGUGUGACGGGUCGAUCCUUCUGGACGGGGCCGAGAGCGAGAAGCUGGCGGCGCCGAACCUCAACUCGGUGAGGGGGUACGAGGUCAUCGACGCCAUCAAGGCCGACCUCGAGAAGGCCUGCCCGGGGCUCGUCUCCUGCGCCGACGUCGUCGCGCUCGCCGCUAAAUACGGCGUACUCCUCAGUGGAGGGCCUGACUAUGAUGUCCUUCUGGGAAGAAGGGACGGGCUGGUGGCGAACCAGACCUUGGCCAACAACAACCUGCCAAGCCCGUUCGACAACAUCACCGUAAUCAUACAGAGGUUCAAGGACGUCGGUCUUAAUACAACAGACGUGGUCAUCUUAUCAGGAGCCCACACGAUCGGGCGGUCGCGGUGCGUGCUCUUCAGCGGCCGGCUGGCCAACUUCUCGGCGGCCAACUCGGUGGACCCGACGAUGGACCCGGCGCUGGCGUCCAGCCUGCAGCAGCUGUGCCGGGGCGGCGAUGGCAACCAGACGGCCGCGCUGGACGCCGGCUCCGCGGACGCCUUCGACAACCACUACUUCAAGAACCUGCUGGCCAAGAAGGGCCUCCUCUCCUCGGACCAGGGCCUCGUCUCCAGCCCCGACGGCGCCGCCGCCACCAGGGCCCUCGUGCAGGCCUACAGCUACAACAGCCAGCGCUUCCUCUGCGACUUCGGGGACGCCAUGGUCAGGAUGGGCAACAUCGCCCCCCUCACCGGCUCCGCCGGCCAGAUCCGCAAGAAAUGCAGCGCCGCCAACUGAGCCGGCGCCACUGCAUCUAGCUUGCCGGCGAAGAAGACAGAUGCUGCAUGCACCUGACCUUGGUGCAUGCCCAUCUCGCGUUGUCAACAGUCAUCAUAUCGUGCGUCUGGAUGCGUACGUGUACGUGUACGUUCGUGUGAAGGUUGUCCUGUGUACCGUUUCGUCGGGUUCAAGCUAGCUAGGAUUCUCCAGCCAGGAGUAAUAAGCUGGCUCGUACAGUGUGUCGGUUGACGGGUGAGUGAGUGGUACUGUGGUAGUGCCUAUCAGGGCUGUGUGAUAGUAGCGCACAAAAUGAAUAAUGGAAUGUGUAGCUAGCCGCAUGAA
Messenger RNA from Triticum aestivum (bread wheat), 1408 nucleotides. RefSeq names its product peroxidase N. Lineage: Eukaryota; Viridiplantae; Streptophyta; Magnoliopsida; Poales; Poaceae. The transcript has 4 exons. Gene Ontology annotation, biological process: response to oxidative stress; hydrogen peroxide catabolic process. The record is from RefSeq and is a predicted model, not a curated record. The coding region runs from base 95 to 1084 and encodes 329 amino acids. Gene Ontology annotation, molecular function: heme binding; peroxidase activity.